AUGAUCAAGUUCGCGGGUUCGCUAGCCAAGGAGACCGUGGUGGAUAUCAAAGGGUUGAUUGUCAAGGCCGAGGUCAAGUCCUGCACCCAAACUGACUGCGAGCUCUCCGUGCAGCGACUGUACGUCGUUGCCAAGGCCGAGGUUGGAUUGCCUCUUCAGAUAGAUGAUGCCAGCAGGUCUGAGGCAGAAAUCGCUGAGUCAGAGCGCAAGUUGGCGGCUGGGGAGGUCGAUGGUGCCUACGUUCGUGUUGGUACCGACACAAGGUUGGAUAACAGAGUAAUCGACAUGCGCGUCCCUGCUCAGAACGCAAUUUUCCGCAUCAGCUCUGCAGUUUGCCAUUACUUCCGCACAGCGCUGUUGGAGAAGGGCUUCGUGGAGAUCCACACUCCUAAGAUCAUCGCUGGGGCUUCAGAGGGAGGUGCUGAAGUGUUCCGCCUCAAGUACAUGGAGAACACAAGGUUUGAGCAGCCUGGAUGCCUGGCACAGUCACCUCAGCUGUACAAACAAAUGUGUAUCAUGGGAGACCUGGAGAGAGUGUUCGAAGUCGGCCCUGUUUUCCGCGCCGAGAACAGCCACACCGGUCGCCACUUGACUGAGUUCACGGGGCUCGAUUUCGAGAUGGAGAUCAAGGAGUCGUACAGGGAGGCUCUUGAAGUGACGGAUGAAUUCAUGGUGAAGAUCUUCGAAGGUAUCAAGAAGAAUUUCCAGCAUGAACUCAAGAUCAUCAGCCAGCAGUAUCCCUUCGAGCCCAUGUCUUACAACGUCGGACCUAACCUCAGGCUCAUGUACCCCGAAGGCAUUGCCAUGCUGCGUGAGGCAGGUGUGAAGAACGAGGAUGGCUCAGAGCUGUCGGACUUCCAGGACAUCAGUACAGUGCAGGAGCGCAAGCUUGGAGAGAUGGUGAAGAACAAGUAUGGCACAGACUUUUACGUACUCGAAAAGUUCCCCAUGGAAGUUCGUCCCUUCUACACGAUGCCGUGCAAGGAUGAUCCGAGAUACAGCAACUCCUACGAUGUCUUCAUGCGUGGUCAAGAGAUCAUGUCUGGUGCGCAACGCGUGCACGACGUUGAACUACUCGUCGAGCAGUGCAAGGCCAAGGGAGUGGACCCUGUUCAGCACUACGUGGAUGCCUUCCGCUUUGGAGCCUUUCCGCAUGCAGGAGGAGGGAUUGGCUUGGAGAGAGUUGUCAUGCUUUACCUCGGACUGGACAACGUGAGGAAAACUUCGCUGUUCCCCCGUGACCCCACACGUCUCACGCCUUAA
Messenger RNA from Guillardia theta CCMP2712, 1263 nucleotides. RefSeq lists its product as hypothetical. Gene Ontology annotation, cellular component: cytosol; aminoacyl-tRNA synthetase multienzyme complex; cytoplasm. The transcript has 3 exons. The record is from RefSeq and is a predicted model, not a curated record. Lineage: Eukaryota; Cryptophyceae; Pyrenomonadales; Geminigeraceae. Gene Ontology annotation, biological process: aspartyl-tRNA aminoacylation. Gene Ontology annotation, molecular function: ATP binding; aspartate-tRNA ligase activity; RNA binding. The coding region runs from base 1 to 1263 and encodes 420 amino acids.